UGCUCCCUCUGCAUCUAAUCUUCAAAGAGCAGUGUAGUGAUAGCAAUGUUUCACCCAGCAGUGGUUGCAUCAUGUCCCUGUCCCAAUCCUUAUCCUUGGCGCCAUCACUUCCCCGGCGCAAGCGCAGGUUCAGUGACGGUGACGGUGACGGUGACCCCAAUGCGAAUUGUGAGAGAGAAGGCGGUGGUUGGUUCCAGAAUAAGGUGCAUGGCCAAUCCUAGAAGAGUCCAAAUGGUGGCCAAGCAAAUAAGGAGAGAGCUCUCUGAUAUGCUCCUCACCGACAAAGUGUUGCAGUAUGCUGUUCUUCCCGAAACUUCCUUAGGAGCCGACCGUUACCUAUCUUCCCUCACCACCAUCACUGAUGUCCAAGUCUCCGGUGAUCUCCAGGUGGUUAAGGUUUUUGUCUCUGUUUUUGGGGAUGAAAGAGGGAGAGAAGUAGCCAUUGCCGGCUUGAAGUCAAAGGCUAAAUAUGUUCGCAGUGAAUUGGGGAAGCGUAUGAAGUUGCGCUUAACUCCUGAGAUACGCUUUAUUGAGGAUGAUUCUUUUGAGAAAGGAAGCAGGGUGAUUGCAAUAUUAGAUAAAAUAAAGAAUGAGAAGAGUUCAGGGAGUCAAAACAAGGAGCGGUUGGAUUCAUCAACAAAUGAGGAUGAUGAUGAUUGGGAUGGGGAAGAUCCUGAAGAAGGUGUCAUUUAUGUGGAAUAGAUGCCCCCAAUGCAUCAGUACAGUCACUGUGCCUUGUUUGGUGUGGACUGAUCUUUCGAUCUUGAUAGUGCUCGGAAACACUUAACAAAAAAGCUUGGUGGAAACAUGCUGUUCUAGUGUUCUCAAAUGCAACAUCAUCUGAAUACAAAGACCUUGCAUUUUCAACACCGAAGUGAUGUAGACCAAAUUUUGGUUUUUGGGUUUUCUCCCUAUAUAUCACUUAACCCAGGAUGUCAGUAUACAAGAGGAUUUGCUGUGUAAAUUCCUCUUUCUUGCUUUACUUAUUCCUGCAAGUGGAAUUUAUAAUGUUUGCUAUUGCUAUCCAAAUUUUGGUGUCUUCAACUAAUUACACUCAACUUCAUCCAUGUACAUGUGAUUUUGGUUUCUGUCUUUUUACAUGGACUUGGUUAAAUUUUGUGGGUUAUUGGAUCUCAGUACAGUGCUCCUCUUGGUCCAGUUAGACUAGGUUGUCCUCUUGCUUGUUCCCAAAUGAAGAAUGUUAAGGUUGAAA
This is a messenger RNA of Vigna angularis (adzuki bean), 1213 nucleotides long. Its product is annotated as probable ribosome-binding factor A, chloroplastic. Lineage: Eukaryota; Viridiplantae; Streptophyta; Magnoliopsida; Fabales; Fabaceae. The transcript is spliced from 4 exons. Gene Ontology annotation, molecular function: ribosomal small subunit binding. The coding region runs from base 46 to 702 and encodes 218 amino acids. Gene Ontology annotation, biological process: rRNA processing; ribosome biogenesis. The record is from RefSeq and is a predicted model, not a curated record.